Messenger RNA from Knipowitschia caucasica, 1008 nucleotides. The record is from the annotation of a GenBank genome assembly. Lineage: Eukaryota; Metazoa; Chordata; Actinopteri; Gobiiformes; Gobiidae.
AUGAGCUCAUCCAGAGAGUCUCCCCCAUCUGUCCCGUCUCCUCCCCCUCUGUCCAGUCUCCCCCAUCUGUCCUGUCUCCUCCCCUCUGUCCAUCUCCCCCAUCUGUCCAGUCUCCUCCCCUCUGUCCUGUCUCCCCCCCUCUGUCCUGUCUCCUCCCCCUCUGUCCUGUCUCCCCCCCACUGUUCUGUCUCCUCCCCUCUGUCCAGUCUCCCCCCUCUGUCCUGUCUCCUCCCCUCUGUCCUGUCUCCUCCCCCUCUGUCCAGUCUCCCCCCUCUGUCCAGUCUCCCCCCUCUGUCCAGUCUCCCCCCUCUGUCCUGUCUCCUCCCCUCUGUCCUGUCUCCUCCCCUCUGUCCUGUCUCCCCCCCUCUGUCCUGUCUCCUCCCCCUCUGUCCUGUCUCCCCCCCACUGUUCUGUCUCCUCCCCUCUGUCCUGUCUCCCCCCUCUGUCCUGUCUCCCCCCCACUGUUCUGUCUCCUCCCCUCUGUCCAGUCUCCCCCCUCUGUCCUGUCUCCUCCCCUCUGUCCAGUCUCCCCCCUCUGUCCUGUCUCCUCCCCUCUGUCCUGUCUCCUCCCCUCUGUCCAGUCUCCCCCCUCUGUCCAGUCUCCCCCCUCUGUCCAGUCUCCCCCCUCUGUCCAGUCUCCCCCCUCUGUCCAGUCUCCCCCCUCUGUCCUGUCUCCUCCCCUCUGUCCUGUCUCCUCCCCUCUGUCCUGUCUCCCCCCCUCUGUUCAGUCUCCUCCCCCUCUGUCCUGUCUCCCCCCCACUGUUCUGUCUCCUCCCUCUGACCUGUCUCCCCCCUCUGUCCAGUCUCCUCCCCCUCUGUCCUGUCUCCCCCCCUGUCCCGUCUCCAUCCCCUCUGUCCCGUCUCCCCCCUCUGUCCAGUCUCCUUCCCUCUGUCCUGGCCCCCCCCUCUGACCUUUCUCCUCCCUCUGACCUGGCUCCUCCCCCCUGUCCAGUCUCCCCCCUCUGUCCUGCCCCCCCCCCUCUGUCCAGUCUCCCCCCCUCUGUCUAG